AUGAAAGGGGAGAGCCAGCGAACCAGAAUAAUAUCAAUACAAAUAUCAUCCACAGGCGUCUAUUGCAACACAACCUGGGACACGCUCUACUGCUGGCCGCCGACGAGAGCUGGCCAGAUGGUGAAGGAAUCAUGCGCCACCGUGUUCAGUGAUGUGCCCGACCUCGUCAAUUAUCCCGAGGCCUACGCCUACCGCGAGUGUGACCAGGCUGGCGUGUGGCUGUGGGGCGGCUGGACCAACUACUCCCAGUGCCUCAGCGUCAUCGACCACAAGGACGAUAAUUCCGCAGCAGAGGCAGUCAGCUACAUCACUUUCAUCGGCGCUCUCCUCUCCCUCUUCACCCUCAUCAUCACGAUCUUCAUCUUCACUUAUUUCAG
Molecule: messenger RNA, 377 nt
Organism: Penaeus indicus
Lineage: Eukaryota; Metazoa; Arthropoda; Malacostraca; Decapoda; Penaeidae
Product: calcitonin receptor-like
Exons: 3
Biological process (GO): adenylate cyclase-modulating G protein-coupled receptor signaling pathway
Cellular component (GO): plasma membrane
Molecular function (GO): G protein-coupled peptide receptor activity
Source: RefSeq, a predicted model, not a curated record